CCAAAAUUUACUCUGACUCCUUGCGAAUUUCCAUCUUCCUCAACCAUUCAACCAGGAAUACACAUCGAUAUGAUUACAAUUGUCCUGGGCGCGCAGUGGGGAGACGAGGGUAAGGGAAAGUUGGUUGACAUUCUCUGUCCUUCGCAAAAGCUCUGCGCAAGAGCACAAGGUGGAAACAAUGCGGGCCAUACGAUUGUCGUCAAUGGAAUUACAUACGACUUCCAUCUUCUACCAUCUGGAUUGAUCAACCCCGACUGCCAAAACUUAAUUGGAUCUGGCGUAGUGGUCCAUGUACCCUCUUUCUUUCAAGAGCUUGAGGCCCUCGAGACGAAAGGCCUCAAGGGAGCCCAAGACCGUAUCUUCAUUAGCGACCGAUCGCACAUUGUCUUCGACUUGCACCAGUUGGUAGAUGGGCUGGAAGAGGUUGAAUUGGGCACGAAGAAUAUUGGCACAACAAGGAAGGGAAUUGGACCAACAUAUAGUACAAAAGCAUCACGAAGUGGUAUUCGAAUCUGCGAAAUCUUCAACAAGACACUCUUUGAUGUACGGUUACGAGAGUUAGCUCGCGGAUACAAGCAGCGGUACGGUGACCUGCUGGAGUAUGACGUGGAAAAAGAGAUAUCGCAAUUCGAUCAAUUCCGUGCGAAAUUGGCUCCCUUUGUCGUUGACCAAGUCCCUCUCAUGCAAUCUGCACAAGAGUCUGAUGCACCCAUACUCAUCGAAGGAGCAAAUGCACUCAUGCUCGAUAUCGAUUAUGGAACCUAUCCUUAUGUAACGUCUUCUAACACAGGAAUUGGAGGAUGCUAUACUGGACUUGGAUUGAAGCGAAGAAAGAUCAAGAGCAUCAUUGGCGUUGUUAAAGCAUAUACAACCAGAGUUGGAGGUGGUCCUUUCCCCACGGAAGACCUUGAAGAGGUCGGGGCCAAAUUCCAGAACAUUGGACGGGAAUGGGGUGUCACCACUGGAAGGAAGAGACGCUGUGGUUGGUUGGACUUGGUCGUUGUGAAAUACUCUGCAGCACUGAACGACUAUGAUUCCAUCAACUUAACUAAAUUGGAUAUCCUAGACACGUUCCCCACCAUUAAGGUUGCUACAGCAUACAUCGAUCCCUCAUCAGGUGAAGAGUUAGUCUCUUUCCCUGCAGACCUGGAACUUCUCGCAAACGUCCAAGUGAGAUACGUGGAGUUGAAAGGAUGGGAAAAGCCAAUCACAGGAAUAAAGACUUACAGUGAUCUUCCUGCAGAGGCAAAAGCAUACAUCAAGUUCAUUGAAGAUUUCGUGGGAAUCGAGGUGAAAUACGUUGGCACUGGACCUGGAAGAGAAGCCAUGAUUACCAAAUGAAGCAUCACCAAUCUCUAAUUUUAUUGUCUUUCUUCUUCAACAUUAGAUUUCUGGCUAGCUGUAGAUAGAAUGCUGCUUGUUUUGCAACC
Molecule: messenger RNA, 1430 nt
Organism: Mollisia scopiformis
Lineage: Eukaryota; Fungi; Ascomycota; Leotiomycetes; Helotiales; Mollisiaceae
Product: Adenylosuccinate synthetase
Exons: 8
Coding region: 70-1341 (423 amino acids)
Biological process (GO): IMP metabolic process; 'de novo' AMP biosynthetic process
Cellular component (GO): cytoplasm
Molecular function (GO): GTP binding; adenylosuccinate synthase activity
Source: RefSeq, a predicted model, not a curated record